UUCCGGGGGACUCCAGGAAAAUAAAUUGGCGGGUGUCGUUCGAAUCGCUGCGUUUCCGGACAGUUGACUUAGUUUAUCUAACUUUAAUAAACGUGUAAUUGAACGUCAACACAACUCUGCCGGCUCUUAUAACACGUGUUGACUUUACAACGCUUUGUUAAAUGUGCGCUGAAAAGCUCUGAGGCUAACUCCGCUCACAGCCAAACUUGUGUGGCUAGCGGCAAAGCUAGCCGGCUAGCUGUGCGUUAUUAGCCAUGUCGGCUCUCUGCUAAGUCACCACCGGACAAUCACGUCGCUCCUUCCUCCAUCUGUCAACAAUGGCGAACCCGGUGUCGCUGCAGAAGAAGAACGGGAGACAUCUGUGGUUCAAUCUCCUCGGUCUCGGUUUCCAACCGGACGCUGCGACGUCGUCCAUCGCCAAACCGAACAUCAAUGCUAAACACAUCAACCUGGGGCCGAGCAUGUUUGACAAACCAAACAAAGAUGCUUCCUACAUAGUAAUCCAUUUCCUGUUGGUCAAACUGAACCCCACACGAUUUCUCGACACAUACAGGCAUUGCUGGCCUGUUCUGAACCACAAGGCAGACGCUGAGUUCCGCAAAGUAACCUGCGCCUGGCUGCGAGAAAUCAUGGAUGAAACUGCAAAUGCAGGAUCCAAAGUUGUGGCAUCCUUGUUCCUUUCCCCUGGAGGCCCAAAGUUUAUCGGCUUGAUGCUUCAGUUGUCGAACCAUGUCAUGCUGCAGGAAAUGAAGACUUUCACCACAGAAGACAGCUGGGUCCCUGAGGCGGCAGCGAUGCCCGCUUCCUCCCUGCACAUGGCAGAGAAGAGACUCAACCUGACCAGUAAAAGGUUUUUGAAAACAGCAGUGGAUCAAGAUCAUUUUCUCCAGGAGUAUCAGCGACGAGCACAGCUUCUGGUGAAGUCUAUGAGGGAUCUUAGAGAAGAGGGUGCCAAGUAUGGAGACUUGCUCAAACGUUACAGCAGCGAUUCUGCACAAGAGGGAGCUUCUCUCGCUGAGAAGACCAACAAGGUGCGCUCCUUGUGGGCAGACAUUGAUCGAAUGCUGUCCACUACCAAAGAGGAGCAGAAUGCAGUGGCGAGUGUUUUGAAGGGAGACGUUGAUCAAAACAUCCUGGAUGGGACGGAUCGAGAGCUCAAAAUUCCCCGUUGUCUGUUGGAGAGAAUCGAACGACUACCACAUCAGUUGAGUUCAGGGAACGUCUAUGAGGCCGGCCAGCUGAACCUCCUGUGUGUGUUGGAGCUGAUGACCCACGCGCUGCAGAUCCUCAAGGACGAGCGUUCUCAAGUUUCUCACGCCCCAAAGUUUCAGCUCAGUCCUCAGAACCUGCAGGAGAAGUGUCAGCAGAUGGCCCGUGUGCUGCAGGACCUCCACCUCAUCAGGCAGAACAUUUCUAAGGAGGAAAUCCCUGAGGUCAGGAGUACCAUCAGAGACUUGGAGGCUGAGUGGGACAGGAAGUGGAUGGACACUCUGAAUGAAACGCCACUAGUCUCUUUUCUGAAUGAAGAUCCUGCUCUCGGUUUCCUCUCACCAAUGGCGCCGUUGUCAUUUAAGCCGAUGACUGAGGCUAGUUACAGAAGUAGUGUCUUUUCCCAGUAUCCUGCUAAACUUCUUGAGAAGAAGCCUGCCGAGAGUAAAUCACAUGAGGCCGCCACCCCAACUUAUUCAAACCUGAAAAGCUCUUACUCUGCAUUAGCUGAGAGGACUGAUAGUCCCGUUGGCUCCACUGAAGCUUCAUCACGAGCGAACACCUCUCUCGACUGGCUUUUUGACACAUCCCCUCCUCUCAGCGCUCCAGCUGUAUCACCACCUCAGACCGGUGUGAGGAAGACGACUACAGUUCAUGAGAGGGUGGCUCCCGUGAGGACGAAGACUCAGAUAUUGGACAUGGAGUGUGAUAACCUCGCUGAUCAGUUUGCAGAUGCUGUCACUACUGCAAGUCCUUCAGAAGUCAGAGUCAAAGGUCUGGACUUGGAGGGUCUCCUCACCACUCUUCAGGGAGAUCCCUUCUCUACUAGAAAACAACUGCCACGCACCCCUGAAAGCUUGAUCAUGGAUGUGAAAAGCUCAUGGCGGAAGGCAGUGGAAGAGGACCGAGCAGAGAAGCUCCGACGCUCAGCUAAGUUCAAUGACAGCGUCACGGAGCGGCUCGCUUCCUUCCAGGAGCCUCCCGAUGUCUCGACGAGCUCCGACUCCCAGAGCCUCUCCCGCAGCACUAGCCCUCCUGUUGUGAGCCACAGCAGCCCCCCUGUCUGCCAGCAGGGGGCCUCAUUCAAAACCACUCUGUUGUGGGACACCCUCGACAGCCCGAGCGGCACCGGCAGCAGCGCGGUGCAGUUCACCCUUGACCAAGAAACGCUUCCCGAAAUGUCGAGCUGCGACAGUUUGCUGAGCCUGGACGAUGACGGGGUCGACAUGAAGGGCAAAGAUGACGACAACUUCCUCGUCCCCUCCUUAAAGACCGACGCCAAGCUGUCGCCGCAAACUACGACUCCUCGGGGUCAGACCCAGCAGGCGUGCGAGGGCGGCUCCUUUAUCAAAAGUAGAACGAAGACACCGGAGUGUCUCCUCUCAGGAGACACGGUGUCUGGCGCGGACAGAGACUGGUUAACUGGACAGCCGGUGGAAGCCUCGGACAAGGUGUUCUCACUGGACCUGGACACACUGAAGACGCCCUCGCCUCCAAAGAAACAAGAGUUCAGCCUCCCCCAACUGAUCACGUUCUCUCCCAUAGAUGACAUGAAGUGUUAACAGUCAUACAGACACACGCCUCAGCUUAUUGUCUUAAACUGCCUGACUUGGCUUCUAAUAGGAAACCUGAAAUGUAAAACUACCACUAGUUGCCUGUGCUGGAGUUUAUUGGUUUUAAUUUAAAAUAAUAAGACAAUGAACUGCCUUAAUAAAACUGUAGAGAUGUGUUUCCUGUUUUGUUAACUUGAAGUAGAUUCUAAGAGUUAGUUGCUAAUCUAUGUGCUCGUCAUUAACAUGUAGGAAAACAGUGCACCUUUCUUUUCGACCAUGUAAUGAG
Messenger RNA from Paralichthys olivaceus (Japanese flounder), 3048 nucleotides. RefSeq names its product HAUS augmin-like complex, subunit 6 (gene haus6). Gene Ontology annotation, biological process: spindle assembly. Lineage: Eukaryota; Metazoa; Chordata; Actinopteri; Pleuronectiformes; Paralichthyidae. The record is from RefSeq and is a predicted model, not a curated record. Gene Ontology annotation, cellular component: HAUS complex; mitotic spindle microtubule. Gene Ontology annotation, molecular function: microtubule binding.